GCAGAGAGGUGUUUCAGUCGCGCGACGGCUCUCGCCCAGGCCGGUAGAUUGAGAGGUGUUAAAUGUUAUCAGGGAAUAUCGUCGUUUCGAGCGCGCACUUUCGUCGCGCAAUUUUUCCCGCGGCUUUCGUCGCAACGCGCACACGGUUGCCUCUUCUUUCCCUCAUUCCCUCUCUCUCUCCCUCUCUUCCUUCACCCCUUUCUUUGUUCGCGUUAAUAUCCGCUUCUUUCUCGCGAGAGAGCAGGUACCCGCGAACAACCACCUGUGUCGUUGUCAUCGUCGUCGCGAAGAGAGCGAACAACAGCCGUGAGAGGUAGCUCGCUUCGCGACAACUCGCCGCUCACUUCAGUUCCAUUCGCGCCGUAGAACGCGACCAUUUCGCGUGGAAAACGCCACUGCGUAAAAUCGUUCUCGCGCGACCACCGUGACGAUUAAUCUCGGAUUCAAGGUCUCUCGCCCGGAGAGGACUUUUUCUGCCUCCUGCUUCACCGGUCGACUCCGCCGCUCUCCAGGGGAUGUAAAUCCGACGAGCCCGGUCGCCAAGCAGAGAGCAGGGGAUCAUCGAGAUCGCAGAUACUGGGGGGGGGAGAUCUUCUCAAUGGCGAUCGCGAUGGGAAACAUGUUCGAAAUUCCGAGCGCAUCAGACCGUAUUGAGAGUUCAGCUUAUUCGGCGAGACUCGUCUAACGUCGUCCGGCCAAAUCGAGUCGACGGGCCGAAGCGAGGCCGAAGCCGCGACACCCUAAGCAAGAAAGAUGUAAUUUAAUUUUCGUCGUACUUUGAACGUGCGCGCAGCGUGACGUGAAUAAAGGAGGCGCAUCGGGCCGCGCGAGUCGAGGCGAUCGUUGACAUCGACCAAGUCCGAAGCGUAAAAUGCGGCGCGUCCCGCUCUGAGGAAGAUGCUGGUGGAUGACUGCGGAAGCGGAAUGGGGUGGACUACGGCUAGCGUGCGCGGGGGUUGGUCCACCCCGGGAGGAUGCAGAAACUCAGCCAUGAGCUUCGGCGGUAGCGUGCCGUCGUUGCACCCGACCGGUUCGAUAAGAUCGUUACGCUCGCAACAUUCUAUUCAGGCUCCGCCCGAGACACCGCGAAGAUGCAUACAUUGUCAUCCAGUACAUGUCCCCAGCACCCCCAAUAAUUACAUGCAACAUCCUAUGCAGUACUACACGCCGACUCAUUGUAUAGAGGGUCAGAAUGGCACGUAUACGCCGCAUCGUGGGAGUUCGUAUCACGGUGACACCCGUCUGCGUUAUAUGGAUGCCGACGAGAGCAUGGGCGGUAACACCAACUGGGUUCUGGGCGACUUGCGCAGUUUGCAUCGUUGCGUUCCCGCACUUCGCCGCACAGGCAUAGACGUCGCCGGUAUGCGAACGCACUUCUAUCCGGAGGGAGGAUGGGGCUGGUUGGUGUGCGCCGCCGGUUUCCUCGCCCUGUUGCUUACCACCGGGAUGCAGCUCGCCUUCGGACUUCUUCGUCUUUACGCCGCGCGACAUCUCGGUGAGCUGCACUUGAUGGACAUAGUGUGGGCAGGAGCGUUGAGCGCCGCGGUUUCCCGCGGCUCGGCGCCGCUGGUCGUCGGCGCGUGUCGUCGCGGCAACACAAGGCUCACAGCGGUGAUCGGCGGCCUGGUGCUGGCCCUGGCCUCGCUCUUCACCUCCUUCGCCCUUCAGAUGCAUCAAGUGCUCCUUAGCUACGGGCUGGUGCUGGGCACCGGGGCCGGCCUCGUAAGGGAAACCGCCAGUCUGGUGUUAGGCAAUUACUUCAGAAAACGGCGAGAGUUCGUCGAGAUGGUGGUGCAGGCCGGCACCGGCGUGGGAAUUGCUCUCUUCAGCGUCUUCUAUAUGGAGGCCGUCGGGAAGCUGGGCUGGAGGCUGGGGCUCCAAUCGGUAACGGGAGCACUCUCGUUGGCCUUCUUCCUGGGGCUGAUUUACCGGAGUGCCUCGCUGUACCACCCGCAACGGCGCGCCAUAUUGCAUCUGAAGAACCAGCGCGGCAAAGUGAAGGAGAAGAAGUCCGCGAACAAGGUACCGAGGCAGCCGCUGGUCGACCUGAGUCCUCUGGGAUCGCGUCCUGUGAGAAUGCUCAUGCUGGCCGCUGGCGCUGCCGGUUUCGGUCUUUACACCCCCGCCUUCUACAUUGCACUGCAAGGCUACCAGGACGGGCUGGAGGCGAGCGCGCUGGUGUUGCUGCAGACCUGUCUGGGCUUGGCGGCGGCUCUGGGAUGCGCGGCUUGGGGGGUAGUUACCGCCAGACCUUCCGCUCAGUGCCUAGUGUCCAGGCAAUAUCUCUGCCAAGCGGCGCUCAUCGGGGUCGCCAUAGCUCAAGUGGCGCUCGGUAGCGUACAAGGAUAUCACGGACUUGUACUGGCCUCCGGGCUUUACGGCGCUUCACUCGGCGGCGCGCUCUACUCCCUCAAGAUGUUAGCUCUGGAAAGACUGCGGGCCAGACACUUUGCCAGAUCGUGGGCUCUGGUGCAAGCCGCGGAAGCUCUACCGAUCCUACUCGGAGUUCCUCUCACAGGUUACAUGAACGCGAACAGCCCGCGAGUGGGCUACUACGCGUGCACCCUGAGUUCCUUGUGCGGCGCGGCCCUGCUCUUCCUGGUCGGCUGGGGGCGGCAGCCGGCGUCGCCGAUCCUACCUGGGCCGCGGCUAUCCAGCCUCGGCGUCGUGCCGCCGCCACCGCCGUGCGCCUGUCCGCCACCGCCGCGGCCCCGACUGCCCAAGUCGCAGUCGUUGCACGUGCCGCUGGACAUGGUGGAGGACAACAUACGCGAUCGGGACUUGGAGCGGAUGCACGACGCCGAACACUACUACCACCCCCAUCAGUUCCACGCGCCCCUCAGGCCGAGCAAGAGCGUGCCGGAGGGCCUCAGCCAUCAGGACCCGUAUCGGACCCGACCGCGUCGUCACCGCGACAUCACCGUCAUCGAGCAGAUCACCACCAGCGUGUAGAUCGCGCGAGACGCGUAGACGAGGCGUAGGAUGGUAGGACCCCGACCCCGACCCCGACCCCGACCCUGGAGCGCGCGGAGUCUGGGACGACGGGGCGAGACUUUUCUCCUCCAUUCGGCGCGUCGCUCGCAAACUUUGCGCAACUUUGCGAGCGACGCAGCCGGUCGGCCUGACUUUUCGCCGGACGUUGUUUGCUUUAGCAAACCGUGCGGGCCAAGUUUUGCUUGUUUCGUCGCGACGUUACUCGCGCGACGGGGAUGCUACGUCCCGCGAUACGGCAUGCACGCGGAUUUCGAAAGUUUGCGGAUAUCGUUUCAACGCCAAGAACCGCCAUCUGUAUUUCUUUCGUCGGUAUGUAUCACCGCAUUUUUUACGCGUGUGCGCGGCCCGCCCGCGCAC
Molecule: messenger RNA, 3351 nt
Organism: Harpegnathos saltator (Jerdon's jumping ant)
Lineage: Eukaryota; Metazoa; Arthropoda; Insecta; Hymenoptera; Formicidae
Product: monocarboxylate transporter 2
Exons: 11
Coding region: 898-2952 (684 amino acids)
Biological process (GO): transmembrane transport
Molecular function (GO): transmembrane transporter activity
Source: RefSeq, a predicted model, not a curated record